Molecule: messenger RNA, 1284 nt
Organism: Adineta ricciae
Lineage: Eukaryota; Metazoa; Rotifera; Eurotatoria; Adinetida; Adinetidae
Source: the annotation of a GenBank genome assembly
AUGUUUUCUAACCAAGUUGCGAUUUCUCAUUCUCGACCUGAUCAAGCCAAUCCAUCACAACCAGCUCACAUUCAAUCGAGAACACGUCAUGACAAUAGUCAUAGAACACGUGAAAAGAUUCUAGCAACGUGUUUAGUAACAGCACUAAUGCUCAUUACCAUAAGUCUCAUUGUAGUAGUACCGAUUAUGGCAACGAAGAACUCAGCUAAAUCAAUAUCUCAGACUACAACAACCAUGGCAAUGUUUAACGAACUGAUCCAAACAAACAUUUCAAUUAAAAAAUGGACAACAUCAGCAAAACUAAACAUCAAUCGGAAUCGUCAUACUGCAACUGUAUUGCAAAAUGGAAAGGUAUUGGUCACUGGUGGAUACAAUCACAAAGGAGUUCUUCGUGAAUGUGAACUAUAUGACCCAUUAAGAGAUCAAUGGACACUCGUGGCAAGCAUGUCUGCCGCAAGGCAAGAUCACACCGCAUCUUUGUUACCUAAUGGUUUAGUCCUAGUGACUGGUGGUGAAAAUUCUGAUGGAGAGGUUUCGACUGCUGAACUAUAUAAUGCAUCAGUGAAUACGUGGACGAACACACGAAGCAUGAUCCAGAAACGAUCGGAACACACAGCCACUGUGCUGCAGAAUGGAAAAGUGCUCGUUGCAGGUGGCUGGAACGAAGAAGGAGGAAAUCUGGAUACUGCUGAACUAUACGAUCCUCAGACAGGUGUUUGGACAGCUACUCAAAACAUGAACUGCAGUCAUGCAUAUCAUCAAGCAUCGUUGCUAACAAAUGGAAAAGUACUAAUCACUGGCGGACUCGGUUUUUGCUCCAUAGGUAUGUCCCCAAAGACGAGUGAGUUGUAUGAUCCGAUAUCAGGUGCGUGGAUCAGAACAAAUGACAUGAACAUUGAUCGCUAUCAUCAUACAGCAACUGUGCUCCAAGAUGGAAGAGUGCUGGUAACUGGUGGACACGGUCUAGUCGGAGAGAUAUGGAACUCUACUGAAUUGUUCAACCCAUCGACGAAUCAAUGGAACACAACACGUAGUAUGAACACCCCACGCUAUGCUCAUUCGGCGACUUUGCUACCAAAUGGAAAAGUAUUAGUCGUUGGCGGAUUCUCCAGUGGCUCUACAGACAGUGCUGAACUGUACGAUCCAUCUACCGACGCUUGGACAGUCACUGGUAACAUGAAAUAUCAUCGCUCUGAUCAUACAGCAUCUUUACUGACUAGUGGAGAAGUCUUGGUUGUUGGCGGAUCUCUCGGUCCUCGUGCUGAGAUCGCAGAAAUAUACUAG